Molecule: messenger RNA, 2464 nt
Organism: Zingiber officinale
Lineage: Eukaryota; Viridiplantae; Streptophyta; Magnoliopsida; Zingiberales; Zingiberaceae
Product: mitogen-activated protein kinase kinase kinase NPK1-like
Exons: 16
Coding region: 239-2143 (634 amino acids)
Biological process (GO): protein phosphorylation
Molecular function (GO): protein kinase activity; ATP binding
Source: RefSeq, a predicted model, not a curated record
CUUUUGAAAAGGGCAAGAGGGUGCGGUAGAGAGGAGCCACGCCGCAUCCAUCACCGGUUCCUCACUCUUCUGUCUCUCUCGAUCUCCUGGCAUCUGCGCUUGUUUGCUCACUUCCAAGUCCGCAAUUGAACACUGCGACUCCUAUUUCCACCCCAGAUGAGAUUCGGAGGACGCCGCUGAGAUACGCUGACGGAAGUACCCCAAUCGGAGUCAAGCAGAACAUCACCCGCAGCGGAAAAUGACGAUGAAUGACCUCUUCGGAUCGGUUCGACGAUCCCUCGCGUUACGAACAGACUCUGAUGGGAACGAAGGCGUAGGCGGUGGUAGGAUCGUGGAAAAGAUCGGAUCUUGCCUGAGGAAAUCGAGGAUUGGAUUGGGGCUAGGGUUUGGGGGAUUUGCUCCAAAACUCCCUCCGCCAACGCCCUCAGAGGAGAAAGAUAAUGCGCCUCCGAUCCGAUGGCGAAGGGGCGAACUCAUCGGUUGCGGCGCUUUUGGUCAUGUCUAUAUGGGUAUGAAUCUCGAUUCGGGAGAGCUACUUGCCGUGAAGCAGGUCUUGAUUGGGACUAACAGUGCUUCCAAGGAAAAAGCUCAAGCUCACAUAAGGGAGCUUGAGGAAGAAGUAAAGCUUCUAAAGAACCUUUCCCAUCCAAAUAUUGUUAGAUAUCUGGGAACAACUAGAGAGGAGGAAACUUUAAAUAUUUUUCUGGAGUUUGUUCCAGGAGGAUCCAUCUCAUCUUUACUCGGAAAGUUUGGGUCUUUUCCAGAAGCUGUUAUAAGAAUGUAUACCAAGCAGCUGUUGCAGGGGCUCGAGUAUCUUCAUCAAAAUGGGAUCAUGCAUAGGGACAUAAAGGGGGCUAAUAUUCUUGUGGACAACAAGGGUUGCAUCAAGUUGGCAGAUUUUGGGGCAUCAAAACAAGUUGCAAAGCUGGCCACUAUUAAUGCAGCCAAGUCAAUGAAGGGAACUCCAUAUUGGAUGGCACCAGAAGUAAUUCUUCAAACUGGACAUAGCUUCUCAGCUGAUAUAUGGAGUGUUGGUUGCACUGUCAUAGAGAUGGCUACUGGUAAGCCUCCCUGGAGUCAGCAGUAUCAAGAGGUUGCCGCUCUUUUCCAUAUUGGAACAACAAAAUCUCAUCCUCCAAUACCAGAACAUCUGUCUUCAGGAGCUAAAGAUUUUCUCUUAAAAUGCUUACAGAAGGAACCAAAGUUGAGGCCUACUGCCUCUGAUUUGCUCCAGCAUCCAUUCGUUACUAAAGAAUUUGAAGAUCUGCAUCCAAUACACCAUUCUGACGUUGGAGAAGCUUCUAGAGAUGUGGCCCUGGCAUCCAAGCUGUACACAAAAAGCAUCAACAAUGAUGGUGAUAAAUUGGAUAAAGAUGGCAAUGAUAGCAGAAGCUGCUCCGUUGUUCCCAAGGAGUUUAUUAAUGUCAAACCUAUAUGGGAAUUAAGUAAUAGUAGUGACAUGUGCCAACUAGAUGAUACAGAUGAUUUUCCAAAUGUUGUAUCAAGUUUCAACCCAAUGUCUGAACCCUUCGACGAAUGGCUGCCAGAGAAGUUUGAUGUCAGUCCAGAACUACACCUAGACGACUCACAUGAGCAUGUCAUUGAGGGUUCAUGUACGAGAAGGGGAAAUGAUUUCGCAUUCUCUUCGGAGCCAGUGGAGGAUGAUGAUGAAGUUACAGAGUCAAAAAUUAGAGCGUUUCUAGAUGAGAAGGCCCUUGAUCUUAAGAAGCUACAGACGCCACUAUAUGAGGAGUUCUAUAAUAGUCUGAACAACAAAAACAAGCACAGUUCUGGGAAGAAAUGCGAGGAGAAUGCGACGAGAAAUCCAAAAUUACCUCCAAAGAUCAAAAUGUCAUCCAACAAGGUGGCCAAUGGAACAACUGCUCAGCUUCCUGACUUAGCAAAUAAGGCGAGCCCUGGACAUUGCAGCAAGCAAGAGUCAAGAAGUGAAGAAGAGGAUGAUCGGAUUCUAAGAGAAAUUUCACCCCAACGGCAGAGAAAGUGGAAAGAAGAGCUCGAUCAAGAACUUGAGAGGGAAAGAGAGAUGCUAAGGCGGACCACUCAAGGGAAAACGUCUUCCCCAAAGGACGGAUGGUUGGCUCGAAACAGAGAUCAAACUCGACAUGCCUCUUCAGGCAAAUAAAAACAUAUAAUCUCGGUUUCAAGCAUGUUUCAGUUUUCAUUUCCAUAUCUCGACAGCCGAUCUUGCUUGUUUAAGAUACCAAAGCAUCCACAGAAAUAAAAAGAGCUCAGUGACCUUUAUUGAUGGACCGAGAUAAGAUGACACAGACUACCUCAGAUGGCUGGAUAUAUGUUUUUGCGUUAGUGUAGUUUUUGCUGAUGUAGAUCCUGGGGUUUUUGUUCAACUCAUUGCACGUGCGUGUCUAUCGGAUCAAGUAUUCAGAUUUUCAGAAUUAAGUGGAUAAUUGUAACUAUUCGUUAAAAAUAAUACCAGGUUUUCCCC